This is a messenger RNA of Lemur catta (Ring-tailed lemur), 4858 nucleotides long. RefSeq names its product protein phosphatase, Mg2+/Mn2+ dependent 1F (gene PPM1F). The record is from RefSeq and is a predicted model, not a curated record. Bases 260 to 1615 code for a protein of 451 amino acids. The transcript is spliced from 9 exons. NCBI's taxonomy places the organism in Eukaryota, Metazoa, Chordata, Mammalia, Primates, Lemuridae. Gene Ontology annotation, biological process: protein dephosphorylation; negative regulation of protein kinase activity. Gene Ontology annotation, molecular function: cation binding; protein serine/threonine phosphatase activity. Gene Ontology annotation, cellular component: cytosol.
GGCACACAUCAGAUUCAGGAGUUUAUUGGAAAAAAGGAAGGACGAGGAAGGAAGUUAUUCCGUCCCUUACCCAGGGAAGGAAAGCUGUGUCCCGGUUUCUCUCCACCCCUUGCCUUAGGAAGAACCUCGUUUUAAACCUCCCUGGGUCGUAAGCGUGUGGGGCCCAUUGCUGAAGAAAUUCCCAGCCUGGGAGGAAGCUCGAGAGUGAAGAUUGACGGGACCCUCAGCCAGGCCGCGAGCCCCCCGGGAUGCUCCGGGAAUGGCCUCUGGAGACCCACAGAAGGGCAGCCAGGUGGCCUGUGGUGCAGAGGAGACCCGGGGCUUCCUGGACGCGCUCCUGCGAGACUUCCCAGCCCCGCUGAGCCCGGAGAGCCCCGUGCCCUGGAAGGCCCCGGGGACGGUGCUCACCCAGGAAGAGGUGGCGGCCGAGCUGGCGGAGCUGGCGAUGGGCUUCCUGGGCAGCAGGAAUGCUCCUCCGCCCCUCGCUGCAUCCUUGGCCCACGCGGCGGUCUCCCAGCUGCUACAGACGGACCUUUCGGAAUUUAGGAAGUUGCCCAGGCAGGAGGAGGAAGAGGAGGAGGAGGAGGAGGAGGCCCCUGUGACUUUGCUGGAUGCCCAAGGCCUGGCACGGAGUUUCUUUAACCUGCUCUGGGAAGUCGCCAGCCAGUGGCAGAAGCAGGUGCCACCUACUGCCGGGACCCCGCAGCGGCAAUGGCUGGUGUCUAUCCACGCCAUCCGGAACACUCGCCGCAAGAUGGAGGACCGGCACGUGGCCCUUCCUGCCUUCAACCAGCUCUUCGGCUUGUCCGACCCUGUGGACCGCGCCUACUUUGCCGUGUUUGACGGUCACGGAGGGGUGGACGCCGCGAGGUACGCCGCUGUCCACGUGCACGCCAACGCCGCCCGCCAGCCGGGGCUGCCCACGGACCCCGAGGGAGCGCUCAGGGACGCCUUCCGGCUCACCGACCAGAUGUUUCUCAGGAAAGCCAAGCGCGAGCGCCUGCAGAGCGGCACCACAGGCGUGUGCGCGCUCAUCGCGGGAACAGCCCUGCACGUCGCCUGGCUCGGGGACUCCCAGGUCAUCCUGGUGCAGCAGGGACAGGUGUUGAAGCUGAUGGAGCCACACAGACCCGAGCGACAGGACGAGAAGGCACGCAUCGAGGCGCUGGGUGGCUUUGUGUCGCACGUGGACUGCUGGAGAGUCAAUGGGACGCUGGCCGUGUCCAGAGCCAUCGGGGACGUCUUCCAGAAGCCCUACGUGUCCGGGGAGGCGGAUGUGGCCUCCCGGGAGCUGACGGGCUCCGAGGACUACCUGUUGCUCGCCUGUGACGGCUUCUUCGAUUUCGUCCCCCACCAGGAAGUCGCGGGCCUCGUGUGGAGCCACCUGGUUAGGCAGCAGGGCAGCGGGCUCCAUGUCGCCGAGGAGCUGGUGGCCGAGGCCCGGGAGCGGGGCUCCCACGACAACAUCACGGUCAUGGUGGUCUUCCUCAGGGACCCCCGAGAGCUGCUGGAGGGUGGGGUCCAGGGCCCAGGGGACUCCCAGGCAGAUGGGAGGAGCCGCGACUUGCCCUCUGGCCUCUCAGAGCCCCAGCCCGAGGCUCCAGGGAGAAGCUAGGUGGUGCCGGCCCCUGCCCGGCGCCUCCUCCCGCCCUUGCGACUCUGCCCCUCGGAGCAUGGAGCGCAGUGGCAGGGGCGGCCGCCCACACAGCGCUUCCCCGGCACCCAGGAGCGCUGGAGGGGCUCGCCACGGCCCGUGCCGGCAGCUGCAGAACUGCUCUGGCAGAAGGAAGCCGAGGGAGACCUCACCAAAGAGAAAGUGACCCAGGAAAGGGACAGGCUCCUGCUCCUGGCUCCCACUGGGCCAGGGGUGGGACCAGAGGCCACAGGGGCCCGGGCAGGAGCCAAAGCAAAGACACUGGUGUGUGGUGGGGCAGCGCGGUCGCGGGGUGGGACCCUCGAGCAGAGCCAGGAGCUGCAGACUUCUUCGAGCGUGUCCUGGGGCCGGGCGCACAGGCAGGGUGUCCGGCCUGGUCUUCUCCUCGCUGGGGCGGGCCGGGAGGGUCGGUGCUGACAGGUCCGCCGGCAGGUCCUGGGUGGCCGCCCCGGCUUCCCCGACUCCCCGAGAGGAGAGAGCAGCCCCGCCGGAGAGGGGGUGCCAGGUCUGCGGCGGCCGCCCCGCUCCUGGGCGACUCUGGCCACUCUCUUCCCUCGGGCACCGGGAGGUGAAGCUCAGAACGGACGUCUCACACGUGUCUUUUGUUUGUGUGUUUGGUUUUUUUCCAGGGAAAAGUCGAAUUCAGAAGCAGUAUUUCAGGUUUUAUCAGUGCCAUGGUGACCUGUUGUGUCAUCUAAUUUAAGCAGAGCUUAGUGUUUAUUUUAUUCCUUAGCAGACUUAAGUAUUUACUUUUUUUUUAAAGCUAUUUUUCGAGGAAACCUUUUUUGCAGUAUUACUGAAUUUAUUUUCUGAAUCAGGAUUGGAACAGAAACUUUUCCAGGUGGUGUUAAUAAGCCACUCAAGUGCCUUAAACAGCUUUAGACGAGGCCAGAGCUGCUGUGCCUGCCGUGGGUUCCGAUGGGCGAGUCGAAGUCUUUACAAAAGCAGGAUUUGUUUUCUUGGGGAGGCGUGAUUUUGGCUGGAAUCUUUCUGGAAGAGUUCUUUCUGCCUCUUGGUGAUGCAGAGUGCCCAGGGGCGUGGCUGAGGAGCCUGCGGGAGCUGCAGCUGCUGGGUGGCAGUGCCUGGGCCCCACAGCAGGGCUCCGGGCACCUGGGGUGACUGUCACCCGUCCGCCGCCACACCCAGCCCCGGGCCCUGGCUGGAGCCCAGGCGGCAAGACCUUGCAGAUUGACUGGAAUGUCCCCCAACGUCUUGUGUAUUUGUAAUCAGACUGGUCUCAUGGGGAAAGACGCUUAAUUAAGAGGCUCUGGCAAGCCCAGCAGCAGCCUGUGUGUCUCUGGCCUUGUCUGGAGGCAGCAGGGGUGCUGCUGGGAGUCUGACGGCACCAGCCACACCCCUGUCUCACCCGUGGCCGGCGGCCUCCCUGCCUUGCUCUGCCCUGUGGCCUGAACAGCUCGUUCCCUGGCGCACCCUGGGGAGGCGGGGCUGACACGCAACCACGCAUGGGUGCCUCGGGGGCUCACAGAGCAUGUGCAAAGCCAAGAGUGGCAGGGCUGGGCGCGGGCGCCAGGCGGAGGACAGGGACACAGGUCGGCCAGCGCAGGAGGUCCCCGGGGAACAGCGUUGGAAGGGCUGAGCCACGGGUAGGGCUGCUUUGGGCAGAGGUUCAAGGUCUCCUGAUAAAAAGCAUCUUAAACACAGUCAUUGUCAUUCAGAGAACAGUUGGCCCCCAGCAAUGACCAGGUGUUGCUUGGCUUAACUUGAAGGCCCUCUGCCUCCUGGGGGCCAGAAACCAGGGCUCCUGGUGCCCUCUCGGCACAGGACUGCCAGCCUGUCCUGCCCUCGGGCAUGACCUUGACAGAGGAAGCGAGCUAUUGGCUUCUGUUUUUGUGGGUUUUUUUUUUUUUGCUAAUCUUAUUCUGUUCGUGGCUGCCAAGAGUGGAGCUUCACUCCGUGGAGGUUUGGGUCACUCCGUUUGGCUAUGUGGCUCCCCCUGGCCAGAGCCCUACCAGGAGAUCCCCCCAGGCCUGUCUGAGCGCCUCCCCUGACCCCUGCGCCAGGCGGCAUGGGGCCAGCCGUGCCCCUGCCUGGCAGAGGUCUGGCAGCCAGCAUCGGGGGCUGCUCUGCCCUGGCUCUCCCCCUGUGCAAGGCUGGCCUUGUGCCAGCUCCUAGGCGCAGGGGAGGGCUCUUCCGUCUUGACGAGGGCUGGACUGGGAGUCACCAGGCGCCUUCAGCUCCGAGACUCCUGGGCCACCUCCUCUUCAGGCCGCGGUCCCACAGGGAGCCCUAGCCAGGGACACUGGUCUGGAAAUCUUAAUUUCUUUCUCAAGCCCUAGCUUGGCCACUUGUUUAUUGUAUGAGCUUAGCAAGUCAUUGCACCUCCCCAGGCCUCAGUUUCCCUUUUGUAAGGCGCAGGGGUUGUGCUGAGUCUGCAGGGGAGAUGCUGCCAGAGCCCAGGGCCCCUCCCCCACCGCCAGCGGGGAGGGGUGAUUAAGUAUUAUUACUGUCUAUUCUUAAAAAUUAAGUGGGUUGGAAAAGACUGGAGCUCCAGUUGCCAGCGCCUUAUAUGGAAUGCAAGACCUGCACUGGAGCCCUGCUUUACAGGUAGGGCGGCCGGCUGUGGGGGCGGGAGGUGCUCCAGCCUCAGAAUAGGAAAUGGGUGUGUUCUAGGGGGCAAGGGACACGGUGUGGCAUCAGGGCCCCAGGACCCAUGGGAGAAACACAGGCUCUCUGAGGUCUCGGGUCAGCCUUGAGCCAGCCCUUGCCCUUGGCCGCAACCGUGUUCGGCCUCCCCGGGCCAGCACGGUCCCAGCCCUCACCCUCCCCUGCGCCGUGAGCCCUGCCGGGUGCCGGCUACCUCAGCAAUGUCCCCAGGGCUGGGAGGACGGCCCUGGCUGUCCCCAGGCCUGGCCCUGCCCCAGCUGAAUGGAAGCUGGGUGGGCCUGUGUGAAGGAAGCUGAGUGUUGGUUCGAUUCUCUGCAGCACGAGGGGGCAGCCCCCGGGGUCCUGCGCUGUCGGCCCAGGCUCCACGGCUCUGCCAAACGCACCAAGCUUUGCCAUCACAUGCCGUGCCGGCCUUGCCAAGGGCUUAUCUGCACAGCCCAGUGCGCUUCCUGGGACCCAUGUUCUACGACAGGGUGACUGUCUCCCCUGUUCUUAGGGCCGAGUCCCAGGAGGAAGGGGCCAGAAGGGUGUUCUCCCGGGGCCCCCUGUGCAGAAGUGUCAAUAAACCACGAGUUCUGA